AUGCUCCCUACCCUAAAUAUCAUCGGCGAUGUUGUUCUCGUCGAACACCUGUCUCCGCGGAUUGGGAAAGUCGGUCACGGUGACUUAGUUCUUGUGACGUCACCUUUGAACCCUAAUCGGAACUUGAUAAAGCGUGUUGUUGCUAUGGAAGGGGAUACUGUUACUUUCUUUGAUGCUUCAGGUUUUGUUUCCUCUAGAACUGUUGUGGCGUACGGACCUAGCAUGCUCCCUACCCUAAAUAUUAUCGGUGAUGUUGUUCUCGUCGAACACCUGUCUCCGCGGAUUGGGAAAGUUGGUCAUGGUGACUUAGUUCUUGUGACGUCACCUUUGAACCCUAAUCGGAACUUGACAAAGCGUGUUGUUGCUAUGGAAGGGGAUACUGUUACUUUCUUUGAUGCUUCAGGUUUUGUUUCCUCUUGA
Molecule: messenger RNA, 420 nt
Organism: Vicia villosa (hairy vetch)
Lineage: Eukaryota; Viridiplantae; Streptophyta; Magnoliopsida; Fabales; Fabaceae
Exons: 2
Coding region: 1-420 (139 amino acids)
Cellular component (GO): mitochondrial inner membrane peptidase complex
Molecular function (GO): serine-type endopeptidase activity
Source: RefSeq, a predicted model, not a curated record